Nycticebus coucang (slow loris) is the source of this 5136-nucleotide messenger RNA. It is a transcript of the gene FNBP1, whose product is annotated as formin binding protein 1. The record is from RefSeq and is a predicted model, not a curated record. Gene Ontology annotation, biological process: endocytosis; signal transduction. The transcript is spliced from 18 exons. The coding region runs from base 167 to 2107 and encodes 646 amino acids. NCBI's taxonomy places the organism in Eukaryota, Metazoa, Chordata, Mammalia, Primates, Lorisidae. Gene Ontology annotation, molecular function: protein binding.
CGGUGGAGCGACGGGGAGGAAGAGCUGCCGUGGAGACCCUGGGCGACAGGCGGCGAGCCGGAGGAGGCGCCGGCCGCGGGGAUCUCGAGGGGCGAAGCGAUCGCCGGGGAGGGGGACCCGAGAGCCGCGCCCGCCGCGCGGAGCGUCCCUUCCCGCCCCUUGCACCAUGAGCUGGGGCACCGAGCUCUGGGAUCAGUUUGACAACUUAGAAAAACACACACAGUGGGGAAUUGACAUUCUUGAGAAAUACAUCAAAUUUGUAAAGGAAAGGACAGAGAUCGAACUCAACUAUGCAAAGCAACUCAGGAAUCUUUCAAAGAAAUACCAACCUAAAAAGAACUCGAAGGAGGAAGAAGAAUACAAGUAUACGUCAUGCAAAGCUUUCAUUUCCACCCUGAACGAAAUGAAUGACUAUGCCGGGCAGCAUGAAGUUAUCUCCGAAAACAUGACCUCUCAGAUCAUCGGGGACUUAGCACGCUAUGUUCAAGAACUGAAACAGGAGAGGAAAUCGAACUUCCACGAUGGGCGUAAAGCCCAGCAGCACAUAGAAACCUGCUGGAAGCAGCUCGAAUCAAGUAAAAGACGAUUUGAACGAGAUUGCAAAGAGGCUGACCGAGCACAGCAGUACUUUGAGAAAAUGGAUGCUGACAUCAAUGUCACCAAAGCAGAUGUUGAAAAGGCCCGACAACAAGCUCAAAUACGGCACCAAAUGGCAGAGGACAGCAAAGCAGAUUACUCAUCAAAUCUUCAGAAAUUCAACCGCGAGCAGCAUGAGUAUUACCAUACUCACAUCCCCAACAUCUUCCAGAAAAUACAAGAGAUGGAGGAAAUGAGGAUUGUGAGACUCGGAGAGUCGAUGAAGACGUAUGCGGAGGUGGACCGGCAGGUCAUCCCAAUCAUUGGGAAAUGCUUGGAUGGAAUAGUGAAGGCAGCUGAAUCAAUUGAUCAGAAAAAUGAUUCACAGCUGGUAAUAGAAGCUUAUAAGUCAGGGUUUGAGACUCCCGGAGACAUUGACUUUGAGGAUUAUACUCAGCCAAUGAAGCGCACCGUGUCGGACAACAGCCUUUCAAAUUCCAGAGGAGAAGGCAAGGCAGAGCUCAAAUUUGGCGGCAGAUCCAAAGGAAAGCUAUGGCCGUUCAUCAAAAAAAAUAAGCUUGUGUCCCUUUUAACAUCCCCCCAUCAGCCUCCCCCUCCUCCCCCUGCCUCCGCCUCACCCUCUGCUGUUCCCAACGGCCCCCAGUCUCCCAAGCAGCAAAAGGAACCCCUCUCCCACCGCUUCAACGAGUUCAUGACCUCCAAACCCAAAAUCCACUGCUUCCGGAGCCUAAAGCGUGGGACUCAAUCUUUCUGUUUUCACAAAGAACUCAUGAAGAGGACAAUAGGGAAACCCACGUAUGCCUUUGAGGCUAGGGACUAUGUUCUUUCUCUCAAGCUGGGCGCGACUCCAGAGGACUUCAGCAACCUUCCACCUGAACAAAGAAGGAAGAAGCUACAGCAGAAAGUCGAUGAACUCAAUAAAGAAAUUCAAAAGGAGAUGGAUCAAAGAGAUGCCAUAACCAAAAUGAAAGAUGUCUACCUAAAGAAUCCUCAAAUGGGAGACCCAGCCAGCUUGGAUCACAAAUUAGUGGAAGUCAGCCAUAAUAUAGAAAAACUCAGAUUAGAGACCCAGAAGUUUGAGGCCUGGCUGGCGGAGGUUGAGGGCCGACUCCCCGCACGCAGUGAGCAGGCCCGCCGGCAGAGCGGCCUGUAUGACAGCCAGAACCCGCCCACGGUCAACAACUGCGCACAGGACCGGGAGAGCAGCCCAGAUGGCAGUUACACAGAGGAGCAAAGCCAGGAGAGUGAGGUGAAGGUGCUGGCCACGGAUUUUGACGAUGAGUUUGAUGACGAGGAGCCCCUUCCUGCCAUAGGGACCUGCAAAGCUCUGUACACAUUCGAAGGUCAGAAUGAAGGAACCAUUUCUGUAGUGGAAGGAGAAACCCUGUAUAUUAUAGAGGAAGACAAAGGAGACGGGUGGACCCGCAUCCGGAGAAGUGAAGACGAAGAGGGUUACGUCCCCACGUCGUACGUCGAAGUGUAUUUGGACAAAAACGCCAAAGAUUCCUAAAGGUGGUGGAUGCCAGCGAGAGCCUCCCUCAAGCCUUCCCAGGAGAAACCCCUCAGCCUGGCCUGCUUGUCUCCGCUGCUCGCCCUCCUGGCGGGUGGGCCCCACCUGCACCUGCAGCCCCGUGUGUGGGCCCCGGGUGGGGCCUUUCUCCCUCCUCCCUCUGCCGCACGCUCCUGUCACCCCUCCUGCUCCUUGUCGGGGGCAGGCCUCUCCCGCCCCACCCCACAGCAGGGUCAUCCUCAUUGUCAUUGCUCGCCCACCCUCCCAGGCCACUGAGACAGUGGGACUCACACACCGCUCCUCUCCUGCCCCUUCCUGGGCGCUCAGUCCACUGGGGCUCGUGCUGGGUCCUUCCACAUUUCACACUGUGCCUUUCGUGGAAACUUUGCCACUGGUCUCCCGGGGAGACUGACAGAACCGGGACCUGGCGAGUCAGACGUGCACCAGGUGGAAUGAGCGCCUGGCUGUCAUCACCCUAGGAAAUGCUUCCUCUUUUCCCAAGACCAUUAAGUAUUGUGUGGUCCUUGUCUGAUUCUGGGUCUGAGAGCAUCUGUGGCGGGCACGGGGCACACACACACACACACACGUUUUUGUUUGGAGCCCUGUCUUCACCGGCCAGCCCGUUGUCUUGCCUGUGUCCGCCUUUCAUGAGGAGCAUCUUGGCUGCCCUUCGACAGCGUCUCCCUGUCCGAGGACUGUGGGGCAUGCACUGUGAGUGAGAGUCUCACCCCCUGGGUCACCUCACAGCCAAGUGGACAUUCCUCUUCCUUCCAUGAGUCCCGAGGGAUUGUGGCACCUCCAUCACCAAAGACCCUGCACCUCCUGUGGCCACCGCCCCCGCAUCUUCUCACCUGUGCUUCAGGCCAUGCGGAGUUUAGUGGGUUCGCUUGGGGACUUAAGUUUCCUUCCCUUAUGGAUCUUUAAGGAGAAACUGAGGUCACAUAGCCCCUCUCGCCUUAGAGCAGCUCAGUCUCUCUUCUCACUCGGUGCAGAAACAGUCAAGAGGAUAAAUUGGCUGUGCGUUUCUGAGAACAAGGUCGCCAGCAGAUGCCUAAGGAUGGAGCCAGGCACCUUUAUUCUUUUGUUUGGCUUUUGGUCAGUAGGUGGUCACCUCUGUCGUCCCCAAUUCUUCUCGACGUUUAUGAAUCUAAGACAAGGAAGUCCCACAGGAGCCAGAGGGACAAAUAGUUGGGAGCCUUUGCUCAUGGUUCAUCCUGUGUAGGAGACCACUCCUCUCUGCAAAGCGGGGCUGACCACACGCCACCCUUCAGGAGCAGCUCUGUCAGCCCUGAGGAACUAGAAUCACAGCAAGGAUGUGCCAAGGGCAAGCAGCUGAAAAGGAAACAUGAGCACAUGAGCCUUCUCUCGUUCUUUCUUCCCCAAAAGUGAGGCCCAGCCAAGGGCGCUGGCACUGCUCACCAGGGAACCUGUGCAGCCUCAGGAGUCUCAGGCUCCCCAUCUCUGCAAGGGUGACCCGGUCGUCACUCGCUCAUCAGCCACUGCAGAGAGUGGGUUUUGUGGGUUAGACAGAAGCCAGGGUGCUGGAGGGUGGGAACAGUCAGGGCCACCGGUCUGUCUGCAAAGCAGCAGGUGCAUGGCCAAGGUGGCGGGCCCCACUGCUCUGCCAAUGGGCUCCUCUGUCCACACAGCUAAUGGGAAUUGCCAGGAACUUCUGACCUUCUCCGAGUCAAGCAGACCACUCUGCACUCCACAAGGAUGCUAAAGGGUUUUUUUUUUUUUUUUUUGUAGAGACAGAGUCUCACUUUAUAGCCCUCGGUAGAGUGCCGGUGGCAUCACACAGCUCACAGCAACCUCCAACUCCUGGGCUUCAGCGAUUCUCUUGCCUCAGCCUCCCAAGUAGCUGGGACUACAGGCGCCCGCCACAACGCCUGGCUAUUUGAUGCUAAAGGGUUUUUUAAAAUCUGAUUUUAGAACCUGGGGAAUGCACGUGCAGCCAUCUUUCCUAAUGGGUCAGGAUAGAUUCAUUUCUCACAGCAUAGGGGGAAAGGUAUAAGCUAUAGUGAUUUGUACUUUUAAUGUCUGUCACAUCCGAUACAGGAUAUGCUUGUAUCCUCUGUGUCCCCUUGCAUCCUUGUUUUAACAUUCUGUACCAUCGGCAUCCAAAAUCGAAUGGCUGAUGACUGCUUUUAAAUGUUUAGCUGUGGUGUUCGCCCCCUCCAUCUGCAUGGCUGGGGUAAGAGCGCCGCUCUCCAGCUGGGCUCCGUAAGGGCAUCAGUGACUGUGAGAGUGGAGGUACGUCACUGACUCCGGGAAUCCCGUGACAUCAUUUCUGUGUUGUUAGGGGCAGCCACACAGAGUAGGCACGUGGGCUUCCCUACAAGCUUCUCUGCCCUGCCUUUGGUCGCUGCCUCUCAUUUCUCCACCGAUGCUAAAAAGUAGUUGUGUUGUAAGAUGACUAAUUGUAAAAGAACCUGCCCUGAAAACGACUUACAAACAAAAUGAAAGAGAGGAACUUGUCAUUUACCCAGUUUUUCCACUGCAGGAUGGGAAAAAUUAAAAGGCGUGAGAAGCUGUGAUGGGAUUUUCCUUUGUGAGUUUUUAUGGGGCUCAUGUAGGAGAUAAGCCGGUAGCUUGUCUAACCAGCACAGGACAGAGGCCUCUAACACCUUCUGGUUAACAUCUAUAAUUAUAGAAGAAAGUUACACAACGUAAAAAAAUGUUCUGUUGAUACUAAGUAUUUUUCCAGAAAUUUUGGUUUCAUGUUUCUUACUGGCUCUGUUUCCUGUGCUUAUGUCAUCCAAAAACUUCUAUUAAAAAAAAUCCAAAAUUGUAUUUUAACAUGACGUUGAGCACCUUUAAACUUUUUACGUGUGUUGCACUAAUUCUUAACUUUGGAGGCAUUCCUCUGUCGUGCAGGCCCGUUGCCAGUGUGAAGGUCCUGGAAUCGCUCAUUUGUCUCUGGAGAUGGAAUUAAACCAAAUAAAGUGCUUCCAUUGGAAGGCUUCUGUUGACCUUGUAACUACAUGUUAAUCCUCUGAAUGUUAAAUAUAAUAAAAGUAUAACUUCUG